AUAUUUCAAGGCUUCGGCUAAUUCAAUAGUAUUGCCUGCUCGCUUGGAAAAUCGAGCUGGACCAUCUUUAUAUGCUAAUAAGUUAUUUGGUGAUUUUAAAUUAAAAAUUGUUCGCCCUGGUGAAGAAAUUCAUCCUUUACCUCAUUAUCAAACUAAAAAUAAUGGUCGUUCUCGGAAGCAUCCUGGAGAAUUUGGCGGUGUAAAUCGCAGAUUCCGUGCUGGAAAAUAG
This is a messenger RNA of Dentiscutata erythropus, 229 nucleotides long. The record is from the annotation of a GenBank genome assembly. NCBI's taxonomy places the organism in Eukaryota, Fungi, Glomeromycota, Glomeromycetes, Diversisporales, Gigasporaceae.